AUGGCAAAGAGGCAGACAGUAGAGGCACUCGAUAGAACAAUGCAAGACAUCACUGGGGUGAGACUCCCAUUUGGUGGGAAAAUAAUGAUUAUGGGAGGUGAUUUUAGACAGGUGUUGUUAGUAAUGAGACAUGGCACUGGAGCACAGAUUGUAGACUCCAGCCUACAAAUGUCACCUAUUUGGUCUUCGAUUAAAAAGUUGCGGUUAACGAUCAAUAUGAGUGCACUUACUAAUCUGUGGUUUUCGGAUUUUCUAUUACGAGUCGGCGAUGGAAAUGAAGAAUCAGUAGAUGGACACUUUAUUCGCAUACCUGAUGACAUGGCCAUUCCUUACACCAAUAAAAAUGAAUUGAAUGAUGCUUUGAUUGAUGCAAUCUUUCCUUCUCUUCAAACCUGCGAGACUGCUUCAGAUUAUAUCAUUUCAAGGGUGAUACUAACAACUAAAAAUGAGUAUGUCGACGAGAUUAAUGAUAAGUUGAUUGAAAGAUUCUGCAGAAAGGAAAAAAUUUACUAUAGUUUUGAUGAAGCAGAAGAUGAUAAGAAUAACUUAUAUCCGAUGGAAUUCUUAAACUCACUAACUGUUAGCGGUUUGCCCCCUCAUUACCUGCGGCUUAAAAUUGGAUGUCCGAUAAUACUUUUAUGGAAUAUCGACCCCUCAAAUGGAUUGUGUAACAACACGAGGUUGAUAUGUAGAGGUUUUUAG
Molecule: messenger RNA, 702 nt
Organism: Cynara cardunculus var. scolymus (artichoke)
Lineage: Eukaryota; Viridiplantae; Streptophyta; Magnoliopsida; Asterales; Asteraceae
Exons: 1
Coding region: 1-702 (233 amino acids)
Biological process (GO): DNA repair; telomere maintenance
Molecular function (GO): DNA helicase activity
Source: RefSeq, a predicted model, not a curated record